GUUCAGGGCUUUUCUUUCUGUAACCAGCUCCCUUGUGGAGGGUCGGUGGUCUCCGAGUAAAAGCAGCUCUUUCCAUCAACGGUAGGAUUUCGCUCCGUCCGGCCAGCCCGGAACCUCAAGUCGGAGCACCGUAUUUCCUGAUUGACUGCCUUGGCAAUCACUUCCGCUCAGGGGUUUGGAAUACCUGAGACCCUUCCGCGGCGAACAAGAAGAGAAACACUUCCGGUCUCUGUUGCUAAGGCACGGGCCCGGUGGGCCGUAGAGACGACAUUAUUGGUGUCGUCCUCUCCCCCCUUCCCGGGGGUCGAGAUGUCGGGGCUGAGCUGCUCAGAGAUGGAGGGCUGUCGUAACCUGCUCGGCCUACUGGACAACGAUGAGAUCAUGGCCCUAUGCGACACCGUCACCAACCGCCUGGUGCAGCCUGAGGACCGGCAAGAUGCCAUUCGUGCAAUUUUAGUGUAUAGUCAAAGUGUAGAAGAACUUCUGAAGCGUAGAAAAGUCCAUCGAGAUGUCAUAUUUAAGUACUUGGCAACACAGGGAGUUGUUAUACCUCCAGCUACUGAAAAACACAAUCUUAUUCAAUAUGCAAAAGAUUACUGGGAAAAGCAAUCACCACUGAAAUUGAAGGAAACACCAGAGCCAGUUAUGAAGACAGAGGACAUCCAACUCUUUCAACAGCCGGCAAAAGAAGAUAAAAAAGCUGAAAAGGUUGAUUUUCGUCGCCUGGGAGAAGAAUUCUGUCACUGGUUCUUUGAACUUCUUAAUUCUCAGAAUCCUUUUCUGGGACCACCUCAAGAUGAAUGGGGUCCACAACACUUCUGGCAUGAUGUCAAGCUUAGGUUUUAUUACAACACAUCAGAACAAAAUAUGAUAGACUACCAUGGAGCAGAAAUCGUGAGCCUUCGUUUGCUGUCACUAGUGAAGGAAGAAUUUCUUUUCCUCAGCCCCAACCUAGAUUCCCGUGGACUGAAAUGUGCUUCUUCUCCCCAUGGGCUAGUUAUGGUUGGAGUUGCCGGGACUGUCCACCGAGAAAACACAUGUUUGGGCAUUUUUGAACAAAUUUUUGGACUCAUUCGGUGCCCUUUUGAGAAUACUUGGAAAAUCAAAUUUAUCAACCUAAGAAUUGUUGGAGAGGGUUCCCUUGCUCCUGGAACAUUACCGAAACCAGCUAUUACAUUUGAACAAAGUGAUCUAGAGGCCUUUUAUAAUGUAAUCACAUUAUGUGGUACCAGUGAAGUACACCUUAAUGUAAAGCAGUCAUUGGAUAGUGGAACUGGAGACCAAGCUUUAUGUAGUGGAAAUGAGGCAUUGAUGAACAAAAGAGAACUGAGUUUACCUAACCUUCUAAGGCAUUGAGCUCUGUACGUUCGCCUAAAAGUCUUCUAUACAGAAACUCUUCUAAAUAUUAUAUCGAUAAUGUCUAAGUGUUUUCAGAUGUGAAGAUGGACAUAUUUUAGUUGAAAUACCUUUCUGGACUACAGACUGACAUGUAAAUAUUUGCCUAUUUCUACUUGAGUUGCACCAAAUGUUCUGAGGGCUUAAUGCAGUUCAUCAAAUAAAUCCCACUUUAGAUGUUACAGCUAACCAUGUGCCUUAGAAACCAGGUAAUAUUUUCACUUACGAAUAUUCUGCUAUUUUUUAUUCCCACUUUUCACGUGGGAAAAGAUUAAUAGUGUUUAAGACUUUCCCUCUUUAAGUUUCUCAUUUACUUUUAUCUGGAUAAUUGGAUAUUUUGCAAAUGCAUCUCACUACAGUAAUUUUUUUUUAAACUAUUAAAUAUUUUAGAGAUGUUUAAUGUAAACUCAGUUCUCAUUUUAGAAAACUUGAAUGACAUUCUUAUGCAAAAAGUCCAGUAAUAUACCAGGUGGAGAAAAAUUUAUCGCCUCUUUAAAUAUUUGAGGAACAUUUUUCAGUUAUCUGCUAUAGUACAAGCUAAGUAUCUUUUAUAGUCUGCAUCAUUUUUGGAACUAUUUUGGGCAGUGGUAAAUGCUGUUCUCAAAACAGACCUUAUUCUUACCUAGGCUUCAGCUAACAGUUUUAUAGAGCAUUUAUUGUAACAUCAUAUAAAGGAAAUAUAGUGUUGAAAUUUUAAAGGUGUACCCAAUUCCUGACUUUUAGAUCAAUUACUGUUCUUCAUCUUGAUUGAUCUUGGCAAAGGUGAACCAAAAAAAAAAAAAAAACCUUAACCCCCCAAAUUUAUAACAUGGGUAUUCAUACAUACAUAUGUAUACAUAUACCCCUACCUCAUAACUUAGAAUUAUUAGCAGUUUUUACCUCUAAUUUGUGUUACUAGGUUUGAGUUACAAGGUUGAGUUGCCACCUGCAUUACAUAGUUGCUUUAAAGUUUAAAUUCCUCAUCACCUAACAACUAUUUGCUGAUCCUGGAUUUAGUUAGUAAUUUUAUAAAAGGUACCAUUUGGAAAAAAAAAUUAUACUGGAAAAAUGCUGUGAUGAUGUAUUGUACAUGUUACUUUUUACGUAUAGUUCUUCUCAUAAUCAUCUAGGGAGACUGAUAAGAAUUUUGGAAGCAGGAGAAAAAACUAAUCUUUUUGUUUUUUUAAUGCCAUGCCUCUUAUGAGGAGUGCAAAUUGAUAUGUCCUAAAAUAAGAACUUAAUAAAGGAGGGAAAUCACUUUUGUCUGCUUUAAGAAUAGUGUAUUGUUUAGAUUUAAUUUACAGUUGUCUUGUUCUUAGAUAAAGUUUUAGGCAUUUAACCAAAAUAAAGCAAAUUUUACUGCUAGUUGGACUAUAAGUGUGAUAUAAUUAGAUAUAAAGAAAAUAGAAGUUUGCAAAAAGUUACCUCUUAUACUUUUGUAAGGUACUCGGUCAGGUCACCAGUCUUACCUUUACCUAUCCUAUAGCUCUGCUUGGGUUUUAAAACCAAGUUAUCUUUUUUUUCAUAAGCUGGAAUUAUCAUUAUAAUGUGUAAUAGAUAAAUAUCCUAAGGGUAAAAUUAAAACCAUUUCUGUC
This is a messenger RNA of Galeopterus variegatus (Sunda flying lemur), 2969 nucleotides long. RefSeq lists its product as uncharacterized. NCBI's taxonomy places the organism in Eukaryota, Metazoa, Chordata, Mammalia, Dermoptera, Cynocephalidae. Bases 310 to 1356 code for a protein of 348 amino acids. The transcript is spliced from 3 exons. The record is from RefSeq and is a predicted model, not a curated record.